Molecule: messenger RNA, 3141 nt
Organism: Colletotrichum scovillei
Lineage: Eukaryota; Fungi; Ascomycota; Sordariomycetes; Glomerellales; Glomerellaceae
Exons: 1
Coding region: 1-3141 (1046 amino acids)
Molecular function (GO): protein binding
Source: RefSeq, a predicted model, not a curated record
AUGACGAACCUGCAUAACCUCCCUCCGGAGGUCAAGAUAUUCAUUGUCAAUGAAUUGGCGCGGCAAGAGACCCUUUUCCCAGGAGAAGAUCCCAUCGGCUACGAAUAUGCCGACGCUCAGCUUGCUGCACUUGCGGCGCUAGCCCGGACGAACAAAUUCUUCAAUGUCGUCGCAACGCCAUUGCUGUACGAGAACGGCGUGCGCCGCCAUCCAUAUCUGUUAUGCUGGGCAACCGACAUCUCUCACGUGGGAAUCAUGAGAAAGGUGCUGCGCACUAGUCUGGCAAAUCCUAAUGUUGCAAUGAUUCGAUUUCAAGCCGAGUAUAGUCCAUGGGACCCAAAGGCUGAAUCGUCAAAAGAGCUCUUUUGGCGAUUUUAUCGACGUGACGGGCAUCGUUUCCAAGACCAGGCAAUGUACCAGGGACGACCAAGUCGGAGGCAUACUAUAACGGACGAGAUGUUGGCCCCCGGUGACCUCGAAGCUGAAACAGACGAGGAGUUGGCAGACUUACAGGGGUUCUUAUGGGGAGGGAUCGAAUCCGAUAACGAUUGGAGCUCCUCGUCUGAUAACUAUUCUUCGUCUGAUGACGAUUCAGCGUCUGAUGGUGAGGAAUCGGGGAGCGAAGAAGAAGUCGAGGGUGAGGAAGUUGCGCAUGUUGUUGCAGAUGACGGUCUGGCGCCGGUAGCCUCCUCCGCUGACAAUUCCGCCGAUGACAAUUCUUUCGAAGACGGCUCUUCAGAAGACGCUUCGGUCGCUGAUGACUUCUCGGAGGGCGAAGACGUUGGAAGUGAAGACGGCCCCGAUAUGGCUGCGGCUCCUGAACCUGUGGCAUCGUUCCCUCCAUUUCCUCUGCCGGAUGUUGCUGAAUACGACUCAGACUCAGACUCGACCGACCCCGGCAGGCGCGAGAUCGACGUUAGUCACGUCAUGCACGAAGGGUAUCUCGGUUGUCCGGAACACGACGACGAGGACAUGGACAAUAUCGACAUCCUGGGCAUGUAUUGGAUGCCUGUUCAUAUGGCUGCCAGAAUGGGCAACAUGGAAGCUCUUGAGCUGCUUUUGGAAUAUGGCGCACUUGUGAAUGUGUCUUCACAAGGCUUCUGUCGCAGCGAGUGCCACCAAGUGCCGGGACCGGCUUUAUACUGGGACCACUAUACGGUGGGAUAUCCUGCGUGGACCCCACUGCAUAUUGCCUUGUGCCACGGACAGAUUGAUGUGGCUAAACGGAUGAUGGUGCAUUGUGAACACCUUCAGGAACGACUUCUCAACAAUUCAGCAACAACAGAACCAUGGCAGGUGCUCCCUAGAUUCAUUUCCGCCAUUCGCCACGGCCACAUGGACCUUGCAGAGUGGUGUUUGCAGCAAGGGUCGGGGAGAGAUGCUGUCAAUGCUAAGCAACCAGGCCUCAAAGGUGCGACGUUGCUCUGGAGGGCAUUCUGGGAGGCGACUGAUGCGAAGAACUUUGAGGCGGCUCUGAAGGUGUUGCUGCGCAAUGGAGCCGAUAUCAACCACGAUCUCGGAAAGGGGCAUACCAUCUUGAUGGAGGCAUGCCUCUAUGGACUUUUCGACGAAGCCAUUGCUCUCAUCAAAGCUGGGGCCAAGGUCGACAUCACUUUUGAUGAGUUCAACAGACGUACCCUAGUCGGAUUGUCAUAUCAUGAGAGGAGCAUCCGCAUGCCCUUCGGAGUGAGGAAAUGCGGCUUGCUCGAAAUUUGCUGCGGUCCUACGCCCGUUAUACGAAGGCCUGAUGAAUUUGCGCGUCCGACCAUGGAUUCACGACUUCCAUGGCCUAGGAGACGCGGUCCCGAUUGGAAGACAGAUUCCUCAGCGCAACGUGAAGUCAUCCGUCUUCUACUAGACUCACCAGCGCGAGCGGUCGGAAAGCGAGACCCGAUACAGAUCGCAUGCUACUCGCACAAUGUCACGACACUGUCGACGCUACUUGAACUGGGCAUGGAUGCCGCCGCCGCUAGCACCGACAACCUAACGCCACUUGAGUGUGCGACCCUCACGUCUCGCUGGUUCAAGAGCAGGGAAUGGUUCGAUUCGUACUCGGAAUGCAUAGAUUUGCUGCGCCAGCAUCUCAUCAAACGUCCGAAAGGCAAUGAUAGCUCCAGGUGCAACCAAGCUCUACAAAACGUGAUGAGCAGCGGUAUUCUCGACCUCAACACGGACUAUAGUCGUCGUAUUUGGGUUGCUUUGGUGGGCCUCGUCACACAUGGACUUGCCGAUGGAAACAGUCAGGACGACCAACGUUUCAAUCUCAUGACAAGACUAUUCUCUCAUGGGUUCGAUAUGUAUCAGCUCGCACUGCGACUUUUAAAACACGGCGUCAAGGCACCGACGAGGAAAGAGUGGUACGCCAUCUGGGGAAAUAUGAACAUCAGGGUUCAAGCGGCACGAAUCCAUCCCCGCGACAGCUUCGGCAGCAGCGAAGAAGCUUACAGGUUCUGUAAGGCGAUGGAUCCGAAGGAAAGUUUCCUGAAGGAUCCCUUCUUCCUCGCUGUUGCAAUGGCUGCUAAAGAACAGAGCCUCGUGGACGCAUUAGUCAAGCAUGGCCAAUAUAAAUCAGUGUGGAUCUCAUACCCAUCGUGGGUCGGCUCACCGGAGACCCCAUACGUCCCGGAAGCGGAAUUGACGUUCCUCAGACAAUUCGAAGAUUUCGAACCGCCCAAAUCAGUUGAGGCUAUCGAUGAUGGCAGCGACAUUGAAUGCGAGUCGGACACCGAGAGUUGCUUGUGUGCUGGUACCCACAAACCCGAUUGUUACUUUUCUCCAAACCCCAAAACUAGGAAUUGUCUCAUGUUUCUCAGUUUGAGACAUGCAGGAUGGUCACUUUUCCAUCUUGCCAUUCGGUUCCGUCAAUACGGUGCCAUCAAGAUGCUCGUCGAACAAGCCGCGAAUAUAGUACACGAAACGACGGGCAACGGUUGGAGUGCGGGUUACAUCAUGUGCGUCAAGGAAUGGUUCGAUAAGAAGAUUGUCAAAUUCCUCCUCGCCCAUGGAGUAGAUCCGCAUGUUGGAAGAAGUGGAAGAUGGGCGUCGCCUUUGGAGUAUGCUCGUGAAAAAGGCUCAGACCCCCGUGCAGUCAGACUGAUGCUGGAGGCAUAUCCUAUUGCAGAGAACCAGGCCACAAAAUAG